Messenger RNA from Staurois parvus, 984 nucleotides. Lineage: Eukaryota; Metazoa; Chordata; Amphibia; Anura; Ranidae. The record is from the annotation of a GenBank genome assembly.
GAGAGCCCGCCUCUUCCUGCGAGUCUGCUCUGCGAUUGGCUAGGUUGCCUAGUAUUGCUAAAGGCUGUUCUAGGAAAGCGGACGAUUGACAACCUCGGCUACCAAUCAGCAGAAAGUACGCCGGUCAAUCGGCGUGUCGGCUGCGAAUCCAACAAGGGGCCCGGCUUGAGGAGGCUGAGAGAGGAUCCGCGUAUCACCAUGACUGAGCCGGAGCUCCUCCUGGAUUCCAAUAUCCGAUUAUGGGUGGUGCUGCCAAUCGUCUUCAUCACCUUCUUUGUGGGGAUGAUCCGCCAUUACGUCUCCAUCCUUCUCCAGAGCGACAAGAAACUUACGCAGGAACAAGUAUCUGACAGUCAGGUUCUGAUCCGCAGCAGAGUCCUCAGAGAAAAUGGGAAAUACAUUCCGAAGCAGUCCUUCCUCAUGAGGAAAUUUUACUUCAAUAACGCAGAAGACGGCUUCUUCAAGAAGACGAAGAGGAAGGUGGUGCCGCCCUCUCCCAUGACAGAUCCGACCAUGCUGACGGACAUGAUGAAGGGGAACGUUACCAAUGUGCUGCCCAUGAUCCUGAUCGGUGGCUGGAUCAACAUGACCUUCUCCGGGUUUGUGACAACAAAGGUCCCGUUUCCACUGACUCUGCGCUUCAAACCGAUGCUACAGCAGGGAAUCGAACUUCUUUCUCUGGAUGCCUCAUGGGUGAGCUCCGCCUCCUGGUACUUCCUCAAUGUCUUUGGCUUAAGAAGCAUCUACUCGCUGAUCCUUGGACAGGAUAAUGCCGCUGACCAAUCCCGUGUCAUGCAGGAACAGAUGACCGGAGCUGCCAUGGCAAUGCCGGCCGAUACCAACAAAGCUUUCAAGACGGAGUGGGAGGCUCUGGAGCUGACGGAUCAUCAGUGGGCCUUGGACGACCUUGAAGAAGAACUGAUGGGGGGCGACCUCAGCUUCGAGGGGAUGUUUAAGCGAGAGCUGCAGACGGCUAUAUUCUGA